Aplysia californica (California sea hare) is the source of this 3067-nucleotide messenger RNA. RefSeq lists its product as uncharacterized. The transcript is spliced from 8 exons. Bases 66 to 2759 code for a protein of 897 amino acids. NCBI's taxonomy places the organism in Eukaryota, Metazoa, Mollusca, Gastropoda, Aplysiida, Aplysiidae. Gene Ontology annotation, molecular function: RNA binding; pseudouridine synthase activity. Gene Ontology annotation, biological process: pseudouridine synthesis. The record is from RefSeq and is a predicted model, not a curated record.
AGAGCAGGCAGAGUAAGCACUUAGUUACGCUAGCAGAGUGAUGUUCCUUAGUCAAGUAAGUCAAGAUGGCGGCGCCCAGAAGGUUGUUUAUGGCUGUUGAUGUCCCAUGUUCUGUGAUUACAGCAUUGCGCAGGAAUAGAGUGUUCACAUCAAGAUCUUUUGGGUCUCCAGUGACAAAAUACAUUCAUCUUUCUAAGGCGCUGUCACAAAGAUCUGGUAAUGGGGAUGGGAAUGGCAGCGAUGCUGAAAGGUCGAAGUAUACCACCGACGAUAAUAAUAGUGUCAGUGACAGUGUCAGCAGUAGAUCUAGAUCUAGUAGUAGUAGAUCUGGAGCUGGAUCUAGAUCUAGAUCUACCUCUUUUCAGCGGGCACGGUCUGAUGAGCCUGAAAAAGAAGACUUCUUUGGAAUUCCGGAGGGAUUUAAGUUGCAACAAGUCAGGAUUCAGUCCCCUCUUAACGCAGACAAAAAUGUCAGGCAGUCUGAGCUAUAUUUGUCACGAAGAGAACGACGGAGGUCAAAGUCAAAACAAGAUCAGUUGGCAGCAAAAUCAAAAGCAAUAGACUUUUCUAUGCCCUUUGGCAGCAUUUCUUUUGAUAAUAAUGACAAAUCUGUGUUUAAUGUUCAAAAUCCUGAUCGAAGUGCGUCUGUGAUCAGCAGAAUGUUGCAUGAACAGUCCUUGAGUAACAGGCUAGGUAGUGCCAAAGAGCAUGGUCCUGGUAUUGUGGGUGCUGCCACUGAGACUGUUGCAACGGAUGAUCAUGAGAGUAAAUCUACCAGUUCUCCUACAACAUCUUUCUCUUUGGAUGAGUCUUUCAAAAGAGAAACAAGUCAUAUGAAUUCAGAACGACAUGUGAAAGACAAUUAUUUUGAUGAAGUUUAUUUUCCUGCUCACAGUCCUUCCUUAGUAGACGAAAAGACUUUGUAUCGAAAUCCCAGAAUGAAAACGAAGGAAAGACAUGAGUUGUCCCAGCAAAGUAAAUCAUCUGAAAUUGAAAAACGUCAAAAUAAAAUAUUUGAUAAUGAUCAUUUCAACUCCUCCAACUACACUGCUGGUAAAGACAGCAUCCAGUCUGAUCUGUCUUUUGUUGAUGAUCAGUAUUUUAGUAGUUCUGACUGCAUUAACCAAAAAAGUUCAAGUGAUGCUUCUGCCAUGUCAGAAUAUGAUACUGAAAAAGAAAGUGAAGAAAAAAGAGAAUUUAAUGCAAUUGAUGAACAAUACUUUGCUACUACUUCUCCAUCCCUUCAUGGAGAUGGAUAUGGUUCUGAAACAGACAUGAUUUCUUCAAAGCAGAAUAUGGAAGUAAAAUCGCAACUGCAGCUUUCAAUUCUUGAUCAUUUAAAUCAGCAGCAGAACUAUUCCUUCGAUCCUCCCUCUGAUAAUGAGAGAAGUCAGAGCCACAAUGAAUUUAACGCAGUUGAUGAGCAAUAUUUUGGUCAUACUGCUUCUUCUGCUCAGUCAUUUCACAGAGAUAUCGAUACAAGUUUUGUACAGGAACAGACUUCUUCAAAGCAGGAUGUGAAAUACCAAACUGAGGUACAACAGCCGUUGAAUCUACAGCUGCAGUAUUCCGUGAAUGAACCUCCUGCUAUUGAUGUCUUGGGUACAAAGAUAUCAGACUCUGUUACAACAACAUGGCCCAUGCAGAGUGAAGUACCUUUUCAGGGACAGAUUUCUAGUGAGAGUAGCAUACAAUAUUUAAAAGAGAAGUCUCCAAUUGUAAAGAAAAAGUUGCCUGUGCCACACUUGGAGUCGCCUGAAACAGCUUAUGACCUGGCAAUGAAGAUUAGACAGGAUCUCCAAAGAGACCAAGAAAGUGAACUGAAUGCUGAUGAUGAACAGCAUUUCUUUGGUAGAAAACGGGACAGCAAGGGAUUCCGUGUUCCAGUCAGUCCAGUUCCACAGUGGGAUAAAAUGACCAUUACUGAUAUCCUCAUCUUGUUAAAGAAAAGGAUCAUAUACAAUAAUGAUGACUUUCUGGCAAUAAACAAACCAUAUGGACUGGCGUCAAUUGGCCAGAAAGAUGAGAGAGUCAGCCUUUCCCAUCUUCUACCAGAUUUCACAAGAAUGCUGCCCAAAACCUUUGCUGCAAAUGAACUUCACAUUGUGCAAGGUUUAGACCGGGAUGUCACAGGAACUGUGGUGUUGGCAAAGACUCCUGAAGUGGCUUCUGUUCUGAGAGGCAUGUUCAACACCGAGGGAGAGAUCAUUCAGCGCUUUUGGGCAAUCACUAAAGGAGUCCCCAGCCCUUCCCAUGGGGUCAUUGACAUUCCCAUUGGCGAGGGGAAAGUUGGCAGUCUUUACAAGAUGGUACUUCGGCCGCAGUACAGCACAGAGCAGAAAAAGCUGGGGAAGAAGACAAGCAGAGCUCGAAGCUACCAGGCAGUAACAGAAUUCCAGGUGCUAUGUUCCCACCAGCAGUCAGCCAUUGUGGAGUGCACACCACUCACCAACAACCUUAAACACCAGAUCAGGGUACAUCUAGCCAGUGGUCUCAACACACCAAUCCUGGGGGACCACAAGUACUCACAUUUCUCCAAGACAGCGCCUCAGAAACUUCACAGGGAAAUGCUGGACUUGCUAAAGAUUCGCCAAGCUAAGGUACGCGAGUUGGGACUUCACCUGCACUGUCGCUCCAUCAUCCUCCGGAACUACAAUGGCAAGAUGAUCUUCCUCACCACCCGACCACCCACACACUUCAAAGAGAGUGCUCAAAAGCUGAAACUGCAGAUUCCGAGAAAACAUAUGAAGAACUUGUAACUUGUGAUAAAGUUGUAACUUGUGGUAAAGAUUCUACUGAGUAGCGCAGCCUUAGAAGGUGAUUGGUUUUGGGGAGGGAGGGGGGCAGGGUAUGUAUACAACUAAUGUGUUCCAAUGGAUUGACUUGGUUAUGAAACCUUUGAAGAUGUGUUGGAGUCCACUUUUGAAAAUAGAGUAAAUUUUUGUUCUCAAAAUCCUUGAAGUUAUGAUCAGGGGAGAAGCCAAGUCUGUUCCAUUUCCAUGCACCAGUCUGUUGUAAGAAAUGUUCUAUGUUUGUUGUAAAUAAACUGACUAUUAAUUAUAUUGCA